Dioscorea cayenensis subsp. rotundata (Guinea yam) is the source of this 1302-nucleotide messenger RNA. Its product is annotated as transcription repressor OFP13-like. The transcript has a single exon. The record is from RefSeq and is a predicted model, not a curated record. Lineage: Eukaryota; Viridiplantae; Streptophyta; Magnoliopsida; Dioscoreales; Dioscoreaceae. Gene Ontology annotation, biological process: negative regulation of DNA-templated transcription. Bases 156 to 731 code for a protein of 191 amino acids.
UUAAAACCCAAACAGGCCACACCUAAUCUCCAUCUUGCUGCUUCAAUGCCCCCACCAAAGCCAUGAGAAUUUGUUGAACCUUCACUCACUCCCACUCACUCGCUCACUCACUCACUCACCUCUGUUCAUCUUUUUGUCUCUAGUCCUAGAAGAAAAUGGGAAGAAAGCUUGGGCUCACCUCCCUCUUCUACAAGACUAAAGAUCCAAGAAGCUUCUCUUCAUGGCACUGGCCUUCUUGCAAGCAAGCAAGGACAAACUCCUUCAGAAUUGGAGAUGAAGCAGUGCACCAAGGAGAUAAUAAAAGCAUGGACUCAGUGGAGCGUGUAAUACAUGGGUUGAGAUCUGCAGACAGGCUCUUCUUUGAGCCUGGUGGGACAAGUUCAAUCAUGGAAGAUGCUAGAGCAGCCAUGAGAGUCCCAUUUGAAGGGAGCCAUGCAGUGGCAAUUGAGUCAGAUGACCCUUACCAUGACUUCAGAGCUUCAAUGGAGGAGAUGGUGGUGGCUCAUGGAGUUAAAGGAUGGGGGUGGCUUGAGGAGCUCUUGGGUUGGUACUUGAGAGUCAAUGGCAGGAAGACUCAUGGUUUCAUUGUUGGAGCUUUUAUGGAUUUGCUUCUCAUGCUUGCUUCUCCUCCUCCUUCUACUUCUUGUUCUUCAACUUCUUUUUCCUUUGAGAUUGAAGAGUUGGAACAAGAGCAAGAGGAAGAAGAUGAAGCCAGUGAUCUGUCAUCUUAGUUAAUUAAAUUAACUUCAUUUGAUUAAUCACAGCAAACUCAUCUUAUCUGUAAUGUAAUUUUUUCUUUUCUUUUUUUCCCCCUUUUUAAUUUUGAUGUAUGAGUGGCUGGAUUUGUCACUAUGUGAUGCAGGUUGUGACCAAGGCCAGUUCUGGCACUGGUACAAGAAAGCUGAAAGACAGGGCUGGUCCAUUGUUUUCCUCUUUCAUUUCUACAUAAAGAUACUGUUCCUUGUGGUCCUCUCACUGUAUACUUAUCUGCCUCUUAUUGAAACAUCAAGCCACUAAUACUUGGAAGUACAUGCAACUCUACUACUGAUGAAAUAUUUUGCAUUGAAGUGUGGGCAAUCUUAUCUGAGGGAGGUUUACAGACAUAUAUGCAUGAUAAGAAUCUAGGGUGGUGAAGGAUAGUGGAUUGGGUUUGCAGGUUUUUUGGCAACCAUGAAUCUGGUGGUACUCAAUUUUGAAAUCCAUAUAGGCUGUAGCACAGCACAUUCAUGUGUUUUUAAUGCACAAGUCUCCUUUGUCAAUGAAGGCCUCUGUUUUGUACUGCAGACAUACAUCAUUAUCUGC